Rhodamnia argentea is the source of this 3432-nucleotide messenger RNA. Its product is annotated as protein WEAK CHLOROPLAST MOVEMENT UNDER BLUE LIGHT 1-like. Lineage: Eukaryota; Viridiplantae; Streptophyta; Magnoliopsida; Myrtales; Myrtaceae. The record is from RefSeq and is a predicted model, not a curated record. Bases 444 to 3041 code for a protein of 865 amino acids. The transcript is spliced from 5 exons.
CUAGCAUCUCAAUAAAGACAAGAAUGUUAUUUAAAAAUCUAAUCUUGAAGAGCGAAGCGAGAGAGAGAGAGAGAGUGGGUGUGUGUUCAGACAGAUGGAUCUAGUCUGUGACUGAGAGGAACGCUCCACGCACGUGUUCUACCGCUCUGUUUUUAGUCUCUUCCUAUUUUUAGCUGUUAAUUUUAGCCCCUUAACUUCUCCUCGUAUUUCAACUCUGUAAAUUUCCUGUGAAAAAGAAAGUUCUUCUUGGGCGAUUGCUUCAAUUCACCAGAGAUUGUUGGAAGGUUUCUGUUUUGACUCAUCAUCUCUCUGGUGUUUCGUCAACGCCACCCGGCUCGUGCUACAGUAAUCUCCUCUUGAUCAUGGGGUUAGCUCGUGAUUAGUGCUUAAGUUGGUAUCAGCCCCUGUGGUUGCUUUCCCGUAUUGAAUUCGAUUUUGCUCCUAUGGAGGAUGCUAAAAUUGCUGAUGAGAUGCCUUCACAAGAGCUGUCUCCACCUACCCAGAAUGGGAACCAUUCUGAGAAGGAAUCUAAAGUACAACAAGAUACUGAUGAAGGCACAGCUACUGAACAUAGCCAACUUCCAACGGUGGCCCCUGCUUCAACCCUGGUGGUUGGAGUUGAUGAUGCCAAGCAUGAUCACCAUCGCACUGAGCAAGGAAGUCAAGAUUUAAAAGAUGUGCCCGAUGGUGCUCCCAAAAGUUCACCCUCUGGAGAAAACCAACUUCAGAUAGAGGGCACUUCAACAUCACCACUUAUGGCUGAUGAUACCAAGGAUAACCGACCACCUACUGUCAGAGAGGAAACCCAAGUAAAGGAUUUCUCUGGCGAGCAGUCAUCUCGAGAUACUGAUCCUGUCGGGAGUCUGCAAAUUCAGAUGGAUGGUAUGAUGUUGCGUUCUGCUCCCUUGUCUGAAGUUAAAGUUCCAAUGUAUGAUAAUAAAGCUACGAAAAGCGACAAGCUUUCUCAGUCCCCUGCCAUUGUUAAAACAGCUGCUGUUGGAUCGCCAAAGGUCCUUGAUCCUUCGAGAAAAGCUAAUCAGGCAGAAAAAGACCGAGGGCUUAUUGAUACAGCAGCACCUUUUGAAUCUGUAAAGCAAGCUGUUUCCAAAUUCGGUGGAAUUGUUGAUUGGAAAGCUCAUAAAGUCCAAACUGUGGAGAGGCGCAAGCUUGUGGAACAGGAACUCGAGAAGGCACAAGAGGAAAUCCCCGAGUAUAGGAGGCGGUCGGAGGCAGCAGAAGAGAAAAAGAUGCAAGUACUAAAGGAGCUAGACAGUACGAAGAGACUCAUCGAAGAAUUGAAGCUUAAUCUGGAGAGGGCGCAGACAGAAGAGCAGCAAGCGAAACAGGACUCCGAACUUGCGAGGCUUAGAGUUGAAGAAAUGGAGCAAGGGAUUGCUGAUGAGGCUAGUGUCGCUACGAAGGCACAACUUGAGGUUGCUAGGGCCAGGCAUACAGCCGCAAUCUCCGAGCUCAAAUCCGUUAAAGAAGAAUUAGACGCACUACGCAAGGAAUACGCUUCGUUGGUGACCGACAAAGACGAAGCAGUGAAGAAAGCUAAAGAGGCUGUAGCUGCAUCAAAGGAAGUUGAGAAGACAGUGGAGGAACUAACUAUUGAGCUUAUUUCUAUGAAGGAGUCUCUGGAAUCAGCUCAAGCAGCGCAUUUAGAGGCAGAGGAACAUAGAAUUGGAGCAGCUAUGGCCAGAGAGCAGGAUUCUUUAAAUUGGGAGAAGGAAUUGAAGCAGGCAGAGGAAGAGCUCCAGAAACUUAACCAGCAAAUCCAGUUGUCUAAGGAUCUAAAGUCAAAGCUAGACAGUGCUUCAGCAUUGCUGCUUGAUUUAAAAGCUGAAUUGGCAUCUUAUAUGGAGUUGAAAAUGCAGCAGGAAACUGAUGAAGAAUUGAGCUUGAAGGGUGAAACAGAAGAUUCAAAGGAGAAAACUCAUGCUGACCUUCAGGAGGCAGUUUCUUCAGCAAAAAAAGAACUCGAGGAAGUGAAGCUUAACAUAGAAAAAGCGACAGAAGAAGUAAAUUUCUUGAAGGUUGCUGCCACAUCGUUAAAGGCAGAUCUGGAGAGAGAGAAAUCUGAUCUUGCCACCAUUAUACAGAGAGAAGGCAUGGCGUCGAUUGCUGUUGCAUCCCUUGAAGCUGACCUGGACAAAACUCGAUCUGAAAUUGCUCUAGUUCAGAUGAAGGAGAAAGAAGCAAAAGAGAAAAUGGCCGACCUGCCUAAACAUUUGCAACAAGCUGCACAAGAUGCUGACCAGGCCAAGUCUCUUGCCCAAGUGGCUCGUGAAGAGUUGCGGAAAGCUAAGGAAGAAGCCGAGCAGGCGAAGGCUGCCGCUAUUACAGUGGAGAGCCGGUUGCUCGCUGCUAAAAAGGAAACCGAGGCUGCCAAGGCUUCCGAAAAGCUGGCUUUAGCAGCCAUCAAGGCAUUGCAAGAGAGUGAAUCAACUCAAAGCACUGACGACCUGGAUUCUUCCUGUAGUGUAACACUUUCUCUAGAGGAGUAUUACGACCUCAGCAAACGGGCUCAUGAGGCGGAGGAGCAGGCUGCCGUGAGGGUGGCAGAAGCCGUUUCCCAAAUUGAGGCGGCCAAGGAGUCUGAGUUGAGGAGCUUGGAAAAGUUGGAAGAGGCAAACAGGGAGGUGGAUAUGAGAAAAGAGGCAUUGAGAAAUGCAAUGGAGAAGGCUGAGAAGGCCAAGGAAGGGAAGUUGGGAGUUGAGCAGCAGUUGAGGAAGUGGAGGGCCGAGCAUGAGCAGCGACGAAAGGCCAGUGAAUCUAAUCAUGGGCCAACAGCUCCCAACAGGGCCCCUGAGAGAAGCUUUGAGGAGAGGAAAGAAUCUGAUAGUCUUGUCAAAGUACCAGAUAUGGCUGCUGUACCUGCAGGUUACUUGUCGAGCCAAAAGUCGUAUGUACUUGAAAGUAACAGCGGAAUCGUAUCAUCACCUGAUGUGAAGAUCGUCAAAAAGAAAAAGAGGUCUUUGUUUCCAAGAAUUCUGAUGUUCUUGGGCAGAAGAAAGGGGCAUUCAUCCAGGUCGUCAUAGUUUUUUCUCUGAACCAGGUUGUGUUCUCUCCUGCUCUUCUUGUGACUUCUAGCCUCUGCUGUUUCGAGCAUUUUUGUCUGGUGUAUGACCACAGAAGUCCUCAAACUUUUCUGCCACAGAUUUAUACCAAUGUAUAUGUCAGAGAUUGUUUUGUGUACUUACACUGAUUAUGUAAGUUUUUCUUCAUUGUGUAACAUUUAUGGGAAGUUGGCUUUUGGAAGAGGGUAAUAAUGGCUGUUGUUGUUGAGGUUGAUAACUUGGCUUCUGUAAUGUAUAUCUUUGCUUUGUGAAUACCGUUGCGUGGAUGACUUGUAAGUUUGGUAAGAUGAGAAAGAAGGGGAUUUCUAUAUGCUUGUAUUGGAUGAAGCCAAUUGUAAUGUUAUCCUGGAUG